Molecule: messenger RNA, 1404 nt
Organism: Eruca vesicaria subsp. sativa (arugula)
Lineage: Eukaryota; Viridiplantae; Streptophyta; Magnoliopsida; Brassicales; Brassicaceae
Source: the annotation of a GenBank genome assembly
AUGGCGGAGAUCGCUUCCACCUCCGCCGGAAGAGGCCACCAGUCUCCGCCGGCACCGAUAAUGAACUUAGCCGAUGACCAUCUCUUCACAGUCCUGCUCCUCCUCCCCGUAGAUUCAAUCCUCUCUUUCUCAGCCACCUGCAAAAGAUUCCGGAACCUCGCUUGCUCAGACAGUCUCUGGGAGUCCUUAUGGCGCCGAGAGUGGGGCCCAUCAUCUGUGGAAUCUAUCAAGUCUUCAUCCUCUUCUGCUCGAGAUGGAUUGUUAUUACCGUGGAUGGUUCUGUUUAAGAGAGUGUGCAAGCUUGAUUCCGUCUCUUGUCACAGAAUCACAAACCUAGAUGAUGAUGAUGAGAAGGAGGAGGAGUCUUUGUUACCUCUCCCUAGAGCUUCUCAUUCUCUCAACUUCGUUACUGAUUAUCUUGUCCUCUUCGGUGGUGGCCGUGAAGGAGGACGUCAUCUUGAUGAUACAUGGACGGCUUACGUUGGAGAGAGCAAUCAGAAGACGUUAAAGUGGAAGAAAGCAGAGUCAGUAACACCUGGUGGGAGAUUCGGACACACCUGCGUUGUCAUAGGAGACAGUCUGGUCUUGUUUGGAGGAAUAAACGACCGUGGAGAGCGGUUAAACGACACAUGGAUCGGUCGAGUGACUUGCCAGCUAACGUGGAAGCUACUCGGCGUUGUGGGAACAACGAAGCCGCCUCCUCGAGGUGCUCAUGCUGCUUCUUGUAUCUCAGAGAAGACGAUGGUUGUGCAAGGAGGAAUAGGGUUAAGUGGAGUGAGACUGGGGGAUACAUGGAUUCUCGAACUUUCCGAGGAUUUAAACUCAGGGACAUGGCACGAGGUUGUGUCUAAUGCCUUGUUACCACCACGGUCGGGACAUACUUUGACUUACAUAAGAGAAAACCAAGUGGUUCUGUUUGGAGGGAGAGGGUUGGGUUAUGAAGUGCUUAACGAUGUUUGGCUUUUGGAUAUUCAAGAGCAGUGUGAAAAAUGGAUACAGAUAUUCUAUGACUUUCAAGACUUGGAGGAAAGUGAUUCAUUACCAAGGGUUGGUCACUCGGCCACACUCAUAUUGGGUGGUCGGAUUCUGAUUUAUGGAGGAGAAGAUACUUUUAGGCACAAGAAAGAUGAUUUUUGGGCGUUGGAUAUCAAAACCAUUCCUUCUACAGGUCUGCAGCUAGAUGGAGGAGCGGUUUGUUUAAAUGGCUCAAAGGCGUGGAAGAGGCUUGAUGGUGGUGUGUCUUACAGACCCAAAGGGCGGUCUUUUCAUCGCGCCUGCGCUGAUAGUUCAGGACGGUAUGUGUAUGUGUUUGGUGGAAUGGUUGAUGGUCUUCAUGUUGCUGUAACAUCAAGUCUUAGGUUUGAAAAUGAGCUCUUUAUGGUGGAGCUUCUUCUUGGCUUGUAG